CAGCCAUGGCGAGCCGCUCGGGCCUGGAGGACCUGGAGCUGACGGGCGACGAAGUGGAGCGCCUGACCACGGCCUUCCAGGACGAGGGCUUCCGCACGCUCUUCGCGCAGUACGCGGCCGAGCUGGCCGACCCGGAGCAGAGGGCCAUCUACGAGGCCGAGGUGGCGGCCCUGGAGCGCCAGCGGGGCGUCGAGGCCCGCUUCAUCCAUCCCGCGCCGGGCUGGGUGCUGCGGACGAGCCAGGCCGGGACCCGCCGCUGCUACCUCAACGUCUGCAGCAACCCGCUGGUGGGCAGGCCCGAGGCCCGCCCGGAGCCCGGCGGCAGCUGCUGGUCCCUGCCGCACUGCCUGGCGCCGGGCCGGGAGGAGCUGAGCCGGCGCCCGCGGGGGGCUCGCCGCCUCGUCUACGACGUGGUCUUCCACCCGGACACCCUCCGCCUGGCCGCCCGCUCGGCCCGCUUCCGCCGCCUGGUCGACGACACGGCCCUGGAGGCGGUGGAGAAGCACUACUCGCCGGGCCUGGACCGGGCCAACGCCGUCCCUCUCCGCGGCACCAAGUACAAGGGCGUCCCGCAGGCCACGCUGCUCAGGACGCCGCUGCCCGGGGACGCCCCGCCGCCAGAAGCCGGAGAAGGAGGCUCCCCGCUGCUGCCGCCUUUCCCCUCCCCGUACGCCUACCCGCCGGCCCAGCCGGAGCGCGAAGCUCAGCCGCCCAGGCCGCCGCCUCCAGCCGCCGCCGCCGCCGCUACUACCCCGCGCUGGACCCUCCGGCACCGCUCCUACGUGGACCUGCAGGACUACCGGAACAGCCGGGACUCGGCGCCCAGCCCGGUGCCCCGCGAGCUGGUGGUGACCAUCGAACUGCCCUUGCUCAGCUCCGCCGCCCAGGCCCAGCUGGAGAUCCGCGGGCAGGAACUGCAGCUGGACUCGCAGCGCCCCGCCGCCUACCGCCUGCGCCUCCCCUUGCCCUACGCGGUGGACGAGGGCGGCGGCCGGGCCGCCUUCAACAAAGCCAAAAAGCAGCUGGUGGUCACCUUGCCGGUGCUGGCGAAGCCUGGCUCCGGAGCCAUCUCCGACGGCCAAGCCUCGCCAGGACAAAGCGAGGCCCCGGCGGAGGAAGAGGGCGACGACGAGGAGGAGGAAGAAGAGCCGGAGCCGCCUCGGGUUGGCAGCGGCUCCGUUUCCCCCAGGGAGCGGCAGGAGGAGGAGGACGACGACGACGACGCCCCGGCUGAUGACAGCGCGGAACUUUGCCCAAAGCCCGGCAGUGCCAAGCAGGCGCCUCCGGUUUCCCACGAGGACGCAAACAGCGCGUCCCCGCCGGCAUGUGCCGCAGAAAUACCUCCGGCCGCCGACCCAACACGCCCUGCCGUCCCGCUGUGCUCCGACGCGAACGGCCCGGCUCCUCUGGCUGCCCACGUGCCGCCGAGCUGUAACAGUCCGGAGCUUCCGGCGUGUGCUUGGGAAACGGUUCCGACGGCUCCGUGGGCUGCAGGCUUCAGCCUCCUGCCUCCCGCGUGCAACGGGAAUAUCAGCCCGGCGGUUCCAACGUGCAGCGGCGUGGGUUUGUGCGUUUCGCGUGAGGAUACCGGCUCAGUUUCCACCGCGGAGGUCCCUGUGCACCCCAGCAGCUCACCCGGCCCCGUUACUGCUGUAAGUCCGGUGGAUCGCUGUACCUGCAUGGAUCUUAAUCAGUGCUCCGACGUUUUGUCCCCAUCCUGCCCCAGCGAGGAUGGCUCGGGGCAGGAUGUGACCACCUUGUUAGGCCUCGACUGCUCCAAAGUAGACCAGAGGCCUGCGUUGUCUACAAGCACAGACCUCCCUGUGCCCACCAGCCAUGUGGAACUUUCUGUGCCUGCCCCGAGUCCUGGAAACAGAACCGCCACCUCUCCUCCGGUGUCUACAGCAAGCCCCAGCACUGACACAGACACUCCCGUAAACUCUACCAGCUGCCUUGACUCAUCCAUGUCCCCUGCAAGCUCAACUCCUCUCCCCUGCCCUCCUUUUCAUUGCACUCAGGAUGAAAAGGCCUUGACAUUGCUCUUACAGGUGCCAGGCAUCCUUCCCCAAAGCCUUAAAGGGGAGGUUGGCACAAAUCACUACAGGGUUAGUUUUUCCAACAAAGCUUCUGCAGCCUACAGCUACUUCUUUCAGUUUCUUCCAGAAAAUAAAUUGACUCCACCGGAGAUUAGAAUCAAUGUGUCUCCCAAUAAUGCUGUCAUUACCUUGGCCAAGUCUCCCGAGACCACCGGAGUUUGGACAAAACUGUACUUUGGUCCAAAUGUUGAUGCCUUGCAGGAAAGGUGGUUUGUCACCGAAAACAACGUGGACGCGUUUCUGAGCAGUCUUCUGAGAACAACAUCUCACCCCAGCCAGUCCGAGAUAGAACAACAGCCAUUACUUGAAGUGUUGGAUGUCUCAGAGGGCAAAAGUCAGAUCAGAAUAAAGGCACAGGAGCAGAACAGCUGUGAACUUGGCAAAGCAGAAGAAAGAGUUAAUCCUAGGAGAGGGGACGGUGAACAAGAAAAUGGCGAGGGACUCUCAACAGGCGCAGAAAACGGCCCCGUACAACUCGAAAGAGUUUCAGGCUCACUUACAGCCACGGAAACAAUGGGGAGAGUUGGCAAGGAAUCAGGCCAUUGUUUGUUGCUUGACCCCAGUGAUCCCGGCUUGGCAAUUCCUGAGAAGUUGCAGAUAAGUGAACUACAUGAGUCAGAACUUGGUUUCACAACAUGCAAGCGGGUCACGUCUACACUUCAAACGCAGCGUAGCUGGCAGAAGCCUGCCCAAACGGGGGAGAAAGAGGAUGCACAUUCAGAGUCAGCACAGGAUGAAAACGAGCUGGGGAGCAGGCCAGCGCCAGCCCCCACCGCGUUAAAGGAGACCCUGGAAGAUGGGAGCGUGCAGUACAUUACCCAUCACACAACACACUGUGCAGUCGCCUUUCAGAAUGCUUUGUUAUAUGAACUGGAUUAAUUGGGCUGUGUUAAGCUCUUAACUGGGUUUUGCAUCGGCAAGGACCUCAAGUUUAGAUUCUGGGUUUCUAAGAGGACGCCGGGAAGGGAAGAGCCCUGCACACCCUAACCAGAAAUAUUGGGGUUGGGGGGCAGGGGGAGUGGCAACAAAGAAUACAGCAAACCAUCUGCCUCUGGAUUUGAGGUUUGAAAGGUUCAGUUUGUUGCUGGGUGUUUUGUUUUGUUUUAAAAAAGGGCAGUUCAUUAAAGUUGAGCAGAUUUUUCAGUGAAGUGCAAAAUCCAGUUUAGCUGGGAAGCCAGACUAAAUGGGCCACGUUUGAACGAUCCUACCUCCUCCGCUUAUUAAGCCAAGUUUUUAACCAC
This is a messenger RNA of Elgaria multicarinata webbii, 3337 nucleotides long. It is a transcript of the gene DNAAF2, whose product is annotated as dynein axonemal assembly factor 2. Lineage: Eukaryota; Metazoa; Chordata; Lepidosauria; Squamata; Anguidae. The transcript is spliced from 3 exons. The coding region runs from base 6 to 2975 and encodes 989 amino acids. The record is from RefSeq and is a predicted model, not a curated record. Gene Ontology annotation, cellular component: cytoplasm. Gene Ontology annotation, biological process: cilium-dependent cell motility; epithelial cilium movement involved in extracellular fluid movement; axonemal dynein complex assembly.